Molecule: messenger RNA, 1684 nt
Organism: Cololabis saira (Pacific saury)
Lineage: Eukaryota; Metazoa; Chordata; Actinopteri; Beloniformes; Belonidae
Gene: tmem200b
Product: transmembrane protein 200B
Exons: 1
Coding region: 43-1188 (381 amino acids)
Source: RefSeq, a predicted model, not a curated record
CGAGCUGUGACCGGGACCAGAACCUUUUGAGUUUCCUGCACCAUGAAGCCUCAGGAGUCCCGAGGAGUCUCACCAACUUCCUGCCCGCGGAAGUCUCGCUUCUCCUUACGAGGCCGUAAGAAGAAGGACAGCGUCGUUCAAGGAAGGCUUCGCAUCCGUUCCAUGCCCGGCGCCUUCCUGGUGCUGGGGGUGGUGGUGGUGGCUGUUGGCACGGCCCUGGCCGUGGCCGGCUACUGGCCCUACAGGUUAUCGGGGUCGUCCAUCCUGGGAGCCUCGGACGAGGAGGGGAUCUCCGAGUCGGAGAUGUCCGGUUGGAGCCUGGGCGCUAGCAAGCUCUUAUCUCCAACCAACGUCCUCCACGGUGAGCGCAUGAAGUUGCUGGGGCCUGUCAUCAUGGGGGUGGGCCUCUUCAUCCUCAUAUGUGCCAACACCGUCCUGUACGAGAACCGGGACAGGGAGACUCAGAUGUUGCUGGCUCAGAUGCGAAACGUCAUCUGCUCCGUAUCGGCGGCGGUUCCUUCGGCAGGACUGAGAGAGAUGGCGGCGUCCAACUCCAUGGCCAGACACUACCAGUGGGUGAGCAGUCUACCUGCUGCCCACGUCAACAUCCUGUGUCUGCACCACAUGGCGACUUCUGAACCAGUACUCCAGACCAGAACCACCACAGAACCCGGGAACAGUGCAGAAGGAAUCUACCAGAAAGCUGUUCUCCACCACCACGAGUCGGAGCCGCCGUCUUCCCUCGACUCACGCAGUGACACUCAGACGGGUGCUGGAGGCGGCGGCAGGCUGGUGGGAGCGACCUCCAUGUCCACGCUGGGGAUGGAGGAGGUGGCCGUCCCAGAGGCCCAGCCGAGGCGCUGCUACAGCAUGAGCUGCAGGACUCACCCUUCCAUCGCCCGAACCCCAGUCCAUCAGGAGGAAGGACUCCGCACUCCUGUUGAGAUGUUUCAGAUAAAUACGCUGGAAAAGACCAGCAGAGAGACCAGUUCUCAGGUCUGCGUGGACAUCCCCACCCAGUGUGCCGAGGAACAAACCCACGGGAGCUGGCCUCAGCUAGACCUGGGUGGGGCGAGACGCUACCUGAAAUUGGAGAACAAAGAGGACUCGGUGGACAGACUGCUGGACCAGCUCGAGCACCAGUGCUCCAACUCGGAUAAGAGUUUUGGCUCCGGGCCUUUCCAGUGAUGGCUACUUGAGCUUCACUGUACACUGGACACUUCUACAUAGAAACGUCUUCAAACUCCAGAUUUUUAGAAGAUCCAGCCCGGGAUAUUCCAAACCUGGCCUUUUUCCUCCGUCUUUGGUGAAAUGUUGAGGGAAUGGCCUUCACUUGGCUCCAUGUGGCUGAUGUUUGAUAUCAUUCAGCGACAGUGCCGUUUCUGGCUUUUUGGCAGGGCCCUUUGUAAGGUUCUGUUGGUAAAACUCUGGUGGGAUGAGUUUCUGAAACUAUAGAGGGUCUGCAUUGAUGUCACUUCCCCACUGGACCACGCCCCCUUACUCACACUGAGUGGCAAAACAUCCGCAAAAACAGCUGCAACUACUGGAGAAGACGGGAUAACAGCCGAUUAUCGGCUUAAAUUAAAGGCAGUUGGACUUGACAGUGACCCGUACAGUUACCCGAAGAACCAGUGGUCCAUGGACAUUAAUAUUUGGCCACGAAUCCAGUUUCCUGAUAUUUAUA